AUGGUUGUCAUUCAUCCGGACUCCGGAGUUCGUAAAAAUCAUCCAAGAUGUACAGCACGUUUUACGGGUCUGUCCGUCCUGACGGUUCUGUGUGUCGUCAAGUGGCUACUGAGUAAAUAGUAAUUUUGUCUACCGUAGUCCGUAGUACCGUACUACCAUAGAUAAAAGAAUACGUUCUACCGUAGUACCGUCAGUGGUCAGUCGUCACUAUCGCUGUUGCACGUUGCUUCCCUCGUUCGUUCGCGCGACAGUCGUUCAAACCGCCCGUUCUUGUCCGAAAAUCCAUUCUGUUUAUUUAAUUUAAACGAAACGGUUCGUUGUUUUAUGAAAGGAAUGUUUUUUUAAUUGUUGGUUUCUUUAUUGUUUUGUUUUAUAAUCCGCUCCUGUUUUUUGUAUUAUAAAUAUUCAACAUUUAAUAACAUAGUAAUAUACAUUAUAAAUUUAGCUUCACGUACGUUACUAAGUGAUUAAUGAAGUAAUGGCCGUUUGCAGUUCUGUAGUGAAGACUGUUGUACCCGAUUACAGCAAUGGUGACUGUGUCAAAUUGUGCAGUGAACAUUACUGGCCACCCAAAGAUGAAAACAAUCAAGUUUAUCGACAUUUACCUCCAACCACAGACACUGUGCUGACAAAACCAUUUCCAAUUAGAGGUGAACGUCUAAACUAUGUUAACACGCCGCAUGUUAUCGCCAUGGUCGGACUGCCGGCGCGAGGGAAAACUUACAUUUCGAAAAAACUUUCCCGGUACCUUAACUGGAUUGGUAUCAAUACUAAAGUUUUCAACCUUGGAGAAUACCGGCGUCAUGCCACCACUGCGUAUAAGUGCCAUGAGUUCUUCCGUCCCGACAACGUUGAAGCGAUGGCAAUUCGAACGCAAUGCGCCAUCGACGCGCUGGACGAUGUCUGCACGUGGCUGGACAACGGCGGUGAAGUCGCCGUGUUUGAUGCCACGAACUCGACCAUUGAGCGUCGACAAUUGAUAUUGGAAAUCGUUGUGAAAAAACGAGGGUUCAAGUUAUUUUUCGUCGAAUCUGUGUGUGAUGACCCAAAAAUAGUCGAACAGAAUAUAAUGGAAGUGAAGAUUAACAGCCCGGACUACCAGAGCAUGGGUGCUGACGUGGCACUCAGGGACUUUUUGCAGCGGAUUGAGCACUAUCAGGAACGGUACGAACCCCUGGAUGAGAAGACUGAGUCUGAGUUGAGCUUCAUGAAGAUAUUCAAUACUGGAGAAAAAGUGUUAGUGCGCAAACACGAAGGUCACAUACAGGCGCGCAUCGUUUACUAUCUGAUGAACAUUCAUAUCAUUCCGAGAACCAUUUAUCUUACUAGACACGGUGAGAGCGAAUGGAACAAGGAAGGAAAAAUUGGUGGAGAUUCCCAACUCUCACCUAACGGUGUCAAGUAUGCCAUCGCAUUGGCCAACUACAUAAACGAACAGAAUAUUAAAAACCUUCGGGUGUGGACAUCAUGGCACUACAGGACCAUUCAGACUGCGAGCGGUGUUCAAGCUCCACAGGAACGAUGGAAAUCGUUGAAUGAAAUUGACGCCGGUGUGUGUGAUGGUAAAACGUACGCGAUGAUCAAACGUGAGUAUCCUGAGCAGUUUGCAGCCCGUGACAAGGACAAGUUUGCAUACCGUUAUCCGAGAGGUGAAUCGUACGAAGACCUGGUUGCCCGGCUGGAACCAGUGAUUAUGGAGCUAGAGAGACAGGGAAACGUUCUGGUGGUCAGCCAUCAAGCAGUGUUCCGGUGUCUGCUGGCGUAUUUCUUGGACAAAAAUUCAGAAGAGUUACCGUACUUAGAAGUGCCCUUGCACUCGCUAAUAAAACUCACACCCGUUGCGUACGGUUGUAAAAUGGAGCAAAUCAAUUUUCCCAUCGAGGCUGUCAAUACACAUCGUCCCAAGCCUCAGAAUUUACUUAAAAACCAAAGACACAAAGAAGUGUCUACGGUCUUCGAUAACACGGGCACCAGAUCUACUAAUACGGAACCGGGAUUUCUGGAGGACAGAUUCAAGGAUGAUGUGAAAGACGACAUCGGAGGUGGCGACAGUACGAACGGGAAAAAGGCAAACAACGGAGAUGCCACACUGCCAACUUAACUUAAUAUUCACCACCAUACGACCACGACCACGACUAUAAUAUUACCAUACUAUUACCAUACCGGGGAUACCGCACCACCUUCUCUGUAUAUGCGUACGCCGCUAGAAACGACUGCGUUUCUGCAGUGGAGGUCGUGAUGAAAAAGGAAUCGCCCACGCACUAAAAAUAAAAAAUAAAUUACCCAUUAUUAUUAUUUAAAGUUUCCGUAUUGGGGAAGGGAAAGAAUGGUGAAUUUCGAUUUUUUUUAUAUUUAAUUUAAUAUUUAAGAAAUGUGUGUGUGUGUGUGUGUGUGUGUGUGUGUGUGUGUGUGUGUGUGUGUAUAAGUGGAUGAUAUCAAUGUGUAAUAUAACAUGCGACAGCGACAAACUAUCCGAAUUCGACUAAUAUACCCGUGUAUAUAUUUUAUUUUAAUAAUAUAUGUAUAUACAUGUGUACAAUUUUUUUUUCAAUUUUUAAGAUUUUUAAAACGCUACUUAAUGUUUAGAUGAUAUUGUAAAUACAGUUUUACUUUAUUACAGUCAGAUUUACAUUAUAUAAUAAUAUAAGUAUCAUAUACGUCGUAAUAAUCACACAUUACCCUUAAAAUAUUUAUCGGUAUUUACCUUACUAAAUUUACUUAAUUGUUUGUUUUUUUUUUCGUAAACUUUUUAUUUUUAGUUUUUUUUCUAAUUUCAUAGUUACGAAACAUAAUUUACUAUUAUGAUAAGGAAACUGUCUGUUAUAUCGUAUAAGCUUAUCUUAUAAAUGGAAAAAUUACAAUAUUUUUUCAAAAUCAUUCUUCAAAUAAAUAUAAUAUACCGCCUAUAGCAAAUAUUGCUUUUAUCCAAAUUUAUUGUGAUAUUUACGGAAAAUAACUGUGGAUUUUUCAUCUUUUGUUUUUGUAUACCAUAUUAUGUUCUUCAGACUAGAGAAUGUUUGUUUUAUGUUUUAAAUCUAUUUGACGUUUAUAAUAAAUCGUUAAGUACAUA
Metopolophium dirhodum (rose-grain aphid) is the source of this 3070-nucleotide messenger RNA. It is a transcript of the gene Pfrx, whose product is annotated as 6-phosphofructo-2-kinase/fructose-2,6-bisphosphatase. Lineage: Eukaryota; Metazoa; Arthropoda; Insecta; Hemiptera; Aphididae. The transcript is spliced from 11 exons. Gene Ontology annotation, molecular function: ATP binding; 6-phosphofructo-2-kinase activity; fructose-2,6-bisphosphate 2-phosphatase activity. The coding region runs from base 479 to 2101 and encodes 540 amino acids. Gene Ontology annotation, cellular component: cytosol. Gene Ontology annotation, biological process: fructose 2,6-bisphosphate metabolic process; fructose metabolic process. The record is from RefSeq and is a predicted model, not a curated record.